This is a messenger RNA of Cajanus cajan (pigeon pea), 1678 nucleotides long. Its product is annotated as cytochrome P450 71D9. Lineage: Eukaryota; Viridiplantae; Streptophyta; Magnoliopsida; Fabales; Fabaceae. The record is from RefSeq and is a predicted model, not a curated record. Gene Ontology annotation, molecular function: monooxygenase activity; heme binding; iron ion binding.
AUUCCAUAUUCUAUAUAUUAUCAGAGUAACAAGAAAAAUUUCUAAGUAAAACUGAAAACCUUGAUCUAAGUUUGUUUCUUCCAUGGAUCUCCAAUCCCUCUACUUCACAUCCGUAUCCAUUUUAAUUUUUGUGUUUAUGGCACACAAAAUAAUGACAAAGAAAUCUGCCUCAGAUCCAAAUUUACCACCUGGGCCAUGGAAGCUACCUAUCAUAGGGAACAUACACAACCUUGUUUGCUCUCUUCCCCAUCGUAGGCUGAGAGAUUUAUCAGCAAAAUAUGGACCCUUGAUGCAUCUGAAGCUUGGAGAGGUUUCUACUAUUGUGGUUUCAUCCCCAGAGUAUGCUAAAGAGGUGCUGAAAACCCAUGAUCUUAUCUUUGCAUCAAGGCCUCCAAUACUAGCUUCAAAGAUAAUGUCUUAUGAUUCCAUGGGCAUCUCUUUUGCACCUUAUGGAGAUUAUUGGAGACAGAUGAGGAAGAUUUGUACAUUGGAGCUAUUAAGCUCAAAACGUGUCCAAUCUUUCCAACCAAUCAGAGACGAAGAACAUACUAACUUGAUCAAAAGGAUUGCUUCAAAAGAAGGGUCAGCUACAAAUCUCACCAAAGUAGUGGUUACAACACUAUCUAUGAUCAUUUCAAGGACAGCCUUUGGCAACAAGUGUAGGGACCAUCAGAAAUUCAUAUCAGCAGUAAAGGAAGCCACAGAGGUUGCUGGCCGCUUUGACUUGGGAGAUUUGUACCCUUCUCCUGAAUGGCUUCAGAACAUCUCAGGAUUGAAGCCUAAGCUUGAGAAAACUCAUCAACAAACCGAUCGAAUUAUGCAAAACAUCAUCAAUGAACAUAGAGAAGCCAAGUCAAGUGCAACAGAAGGCCAGGGUGAAGAAGUGGAGGAUGAUCUUGUAGAUGUGCUCUUGAAGGAGGAGUUUGGCUUAAGUGAUGAUAGUAUCAAGGCUGUGAUUUUGGAUGUCUAUGGAGGUGGAACCGAGACUUCAUCUACAACCAUAAUAUGGGCAAUGGCAGAGAUUAUAAAAAAUCCAAGAGUGAUGAAGAAGGUACAAGCUGAGGUAAGAGAGGUAUUUGGUAAAGAAGGACAUGCCCAUGAAGGUGACAUGGAGAAUCUAAAAUACUUGAAAUGUGUUGUGAAAGAGACAUUGAGAUUACACCCUCCUGGUCCCCUUCUACUUCCAAGACAUAGUGGACAAGCUUGUGAGAUCAAAGGGUAUCACAUUCCUGUGAAGAGCAAGGUCAUAGUGAAUGCCUGGGCAAUUGGAAGAGACCCAAAUCAUUGGAGUGAGGCAGAGAGGUUCUAUCCUGAGAGGUUCACCGAAAGCUCUAUUGACUUCAAAGGCAAUAGCUUUGAGUACAUUCCAUUUGGUGCCGGAAGAAGAAUAUGCCCUGGCAUCACAUUUGGCUUGACCAAUGUUGAGUUUCCACUUGCAUUGUUAAUGUAUCAUUUUGAUUGGAAACUACCCAAUGGAAAGAAGAAUGAAGACUUGGACAUGACUGAAACUUUUGGAGUAUCAGUUUCUUUAAAAGAUGAUUUAUACCUCAUUCCUAUCACUUUCCAUCCUUAGGAAAGAAAAAAAGUAUAGAUCCGAGAAUAAAGAAACUUGAUAUUUGUAAGUGAGGUUUGUUCAGCCUUUUUCAAACUAAAUAAUGCGAAGAAAAGUAUGUAUUUG